AUGCCGGCCUGGGCCAGGCGCGCCCGCGCCGCCCUCCCCCGCGGCGCGAUGUCCCUGAACCCGCGGGAGCUCGGGACCACCGGCGCGACCCUGAUCUUCCUCUACGGGCUGCCGAACGACCUGCCGCGGCACGUGAAAGGUAAGCUGAACGGCGAGCACCCGAACUGCUCGAGGCCGACGAUCGAGUUCGUCAGGGACUUGCUCGGUUUCAUCUGGCUCCCGGUCGGGGUGCAGCUCGUGUUCAUUUUCUACAUGGCCAGACUGGUGCUGAAUGCCCACAGCGCAGCAAGCCGGUUGGCGGAGCCCGAUACGCCGUGGUUCUUGAUCACGAUUGCCAUCGUCGUGCAUUGGUUCCACUGCUUCGGCCCGCUGCCGCUAGGCGUGCGCGCCCUCAUGUUUGUCCACGACGCAGAGGGCGGCACGCACGAGAUGGCCGAGGGGACCGUUUAUGACGAAGAUAGUGAUGAAGAUCCUCUUCCUCCGGCGCAGAUGGGGCCGAGGAUGACCUCGGCCGCGCAAACGCUGGGCCCAUCCACCCUCAUGUUGGGACAAAGCUGGGCGCUCGCGUCGAGAACUGACGGCGACUUCGGCCACCAGCAGCUCAGAGAUGCGGUAAUCAAGAACAAGACGAUUCCCGGAAUGCGCGCUGUGCACGAAGAGGUCCAGACCAUCGAGAUAACAGUCGAUGGCAGCCACAGGCCAGGCGGGCACCACGAGUGGUACGUGCCGGUCAUCGCGUCUAUUUUGAUUAUUUUUGACAAGUUCCUUGUGCCACUGCUGAUCGUAUUUAUCGGCGGGCUGUUUUUAUGCACCUCCAGCUCGCCCGGGGACUUGGUCUUGAACUCGGCCGCGGUUGUAUGUAUUAACGAGAUCGACGAGAUGGUCAUGCUCGGAGGGUCCUACACGUCGAACCUGGUCUGGGAGGUCAACCUCCCGCUACUGCCCGGGUGGUUCCGGAAGUGGUACAGCAAGUUGUGCCGCGAGUGGGCGAUCGUCCCCUUCGGGGUUGCCCUGUUCACCAUGUUGGUCGGGCGCUUCGUCCUCAUCCUGUGA
Molecule: messenger RNA, 1053 nt
Organism: Prorocentrum cordatum
Lineage: Eukaryota; Dinophyceae; Prorocentrales; Prorocentraceae
Source: the annotation of a GenBank genome assembly